Molecule: messenger RNA, 2358 nt
Organism: Knipowitschia caucasica
Lineage: Eukaryota; Metazoa; Chordata; Actinopteri; Gobiiformes; Gobiidae
Source: the annotation of a GenBank genome assembly
AUGAGUCAGCGAGCUCAAGUAAACUGUGGGGCUGCAGUGAAGAAGAAGAGAAAGAAGAGCCUCGUUAAACUGAGUUCAGUUUUAGAAGACGAACAAGUGACAGUGGCUGCGACGCGAGCGUGGAGCCAGAAAACCAACUAUUCCCACGGAGAUCUUGAGUUGUCUUGCCAUCCUUUCCCACAUUGCAUUAUACACAAUUUUAUUUGUGAAGAGGGUUUUGUAGAUAACCUGGAGAAAGAACUGCUGAGACUCAACUUUAAAGAGAAAUCGAACGACUUAUACAAAUUCAAACAGUCAGACGACUUGCAAAAGAAAAAUGAACCACACAUCAAAGGCGUAAGGUCUGUGAUGUUUCAGCAAUUUCGUCCAUGGCUGCAGACUGUGAUGGGGGUUGAACUUGACAGUACAGUCGACAUUUCUUGUGCUAAAUAUGAGCACACUGAUGUUCUCCUUUGUCAUGAUGAUGAGUUGGAAAGCAGACGUGUUGCUUUUAUUCUGUAUCUUGUUCCUCAUUGGGUCAGUAGUGACGGGGGGAACCUUGAUCUUUACAAAACCGAUUGUAAUUUCCAACCAUUGGAGAUCAGUAAGACAAUUGUGCCUUCUCGAAACACAAUUGUAAUUUUUGAAGUUUCUCCAAUUUCUUUUCAUCAAGUCUCUGAAGUUUUAUCUAGAGACAAAUGUCGUCUUUCACUCAGUGGAUGGUUUCAUGGACUGUCUUUAGAACGACCACCACGCUAUAUUGAACCGCCUGUGAUGAGAAAUCCUCAUCUACCAAGAGAUGAGUCUCUUCUCAUAGAGUGGGUGAAUCCUGUCUACCUGGAUAUUUCUUAUCAGGAGCAUAUUCAGGGUGAGUUUGAGGAAAGCUCAGAGAUUCAACUAAAAGACUUUCUAAAGGAAGAAAAAUUUAUACUAGUAAAUGCAGCUCUGCAAAACCAUCAGAUUCAGUGGAUAAAGAAGGGGCCGGCCAACAAAAGGUUCUAUGAAGUGGCUUCACUUGAUGAUUUACCAGAUGAUGAUGAUGAUGAUGAUAAUAAUGAUGACCAGAAACAAAAGGCUAAAGCAAACGCAAAAAAUGAAGCAGGCACCUCUUCUGGAGAAAUGGCAGAAAAUGAAAAUAAAACAAAAGUGGAAAGCACACCAAAGUGUAGUGGGGAGCUUCGCCGAUGGAGUCACGGCAGCUAUACUUUACUACAUGAUGGUGAAGCUGCACAAGCGGAGUUUGCUCUGGACCUGAUUUUGCCUUUCAGGUGUGCUGACUGGAACACUGAGUUUGGGGGCUACACAUGUUAUGUUGCCAAUGAGGAGGACGAAGAACUGUUGACUGUGUACCCAGAAGAUAAUUCACUUGCACUGGUCUACAGAGACAAAGAAACGCUCAAGUUUGUUAAACAUGAUCACGCUCUUUACUUACGACAGCCAAUCAGCGCUGUGGAGGCUGUGACGUGCCAGUGGGUGUGGUACAUUUGGAGGAAGACGGUCGAGAGCAAAGUUUACGUUGAAAGAAUGGCAGACAAAACAUGGACCGGAUGUGCUGUGCUGUUUUUGCAGUCACUUUGCCCUGGUGUGAACCUGCUUUCACGCUACAAAGACAAUAAAGGAAAGUUUAUUGUCUUUAAAGUCAUCAAGCUAACACUUUCAGAUUCUGCAGGUGGUCUGGAGGGUUAUGAAAUAUUAAAAGUCCAUGAUGCUGACCCUUACCUCGGCGUAGAGAUAAAGUUUUUGGAUGUGUCCGCGUGUCAGCAAUUUCUAGAGAGUUACAGCUCAGGAACCAUGCAGCAGUCCCUUUCUCAACACGGCUGCCGGCUGCUCGCUCUGCCUCAGGAAAUCACAGUGCAAACCCAGCUCAAAGCUAGCACACAUACUCUGGAUCCUUAUCUAGACCAAAUGGAGCUUUGCCUGCAACAAAUCCAUCUCUCCCAGCCAGAGCGACUUUGUGAUGAAGAAAUUGAACAUUUGGAGCAGCAGCUACAAAAUCAGGCUUUCAGUCACACUCAGCAGCCUUUGCCCCACACACAAGAAGAGUCUGUGCCCAUCAAUGCCUUCAAGUUUCAAAAUAGAGAUUUUAAGGAUCGAAUGCUGACACAAGCAGACGUUCAGUGUUUUUCAAACGGAGUGGGACGUCAGUGGAAAUUUGUUGGCCGAGCUUUAGGAAAGAGUUGCAGAGCUCUAAAAGGUCCUGCCAUAGACAAUCUAGCCUAUGAAUAUGAGCGUGGGGGGCUGUAUGAACAAGCCUAUCAACUGAUGAACCGCUUCAUGCAAGCAGAGGGGAGGGAGGCCAAACUGAGCCGGCUCGUCAGAGCUCUGGAGGACUGCAAACUCAUGAGUUUGGCUGAAACUAUCCUGGACCUUCAGCCUUGA